Mycena citricolor is the source of this 1549-nucleotide messenger RNA. The record is from the annotation of a GenBank genome assembly. NCBI's taxonomy places the organism in Eukaryota, Fungi, Basidiomycota, Agaricomycetes, Agaricales, Mycenaceae.
UUGACGACAUACGUCACCUGAAAAAAGCCACGUGCCCUCGCGGAGACUUCCCGCCGGAGAUAACUGCGAUUGCCCUCGGUCACUGUUGUUACCAAGUACCAUUGGACGCGCGUACAGACAUUCAUCGUUCCAGCACAUUCCACCGCAUUGGAGCACACCCUCGUCAUCAGCCUCAUAAUCGCGCCACAACCAACCUCAUCUCUGCACCAUGGAGCUCACUUUCGCGACCGAUCUGGGACAAACCUUCGUGAUUGAAAUUGACCCAGAUAUGGAGCUGGAAAACGUCAUGGCCCUUCUUGAAGUAGAGUCUGGCAUUGCAGUUGGCGAGCAGAGCAUCUCAUAUAAUGGCCGCGAUUUGGUAUCACCCAAGUCAACCCUUCGCCAACUUGGCGUGAACGAAAAUAAUGCACUGCUGCUGCUGAGGAGGAAGAUUCCCAAUAUGGCCGGCAGACCCGUCGAGCAUGAUGCGGAAUCGAUGCGUCUGCAACUUCUCGGGGACCCCGAGAUGAUGCGUCAGCUACAGGCUAUGCAACCCGAAAUCGCGCAAGCGGCUCAAUCUAAUCCGGCAAGGUUCGCAGAACUGUUGCGCUCAACACGAGAAAUGCAAAAUUCGGCCGAGAUGCAACGACAACACGAGAUUGAGCGAUUGAAUGCGGAUCCGUACGAUGUCGAGGCACAGCGAAAGAUUGAGGAAGCCAUCCGGCAGCAAGCGGUUCUGGAGAACAUGGAGCACGCGUUGGAGUACUCGCCGGAAAGUUUCGGGAGGGUGACCAUGCUCUACAUUCCGGUGGAGGUCAAUGGAAAGCCCGUCAAGGCAUUCGUGGAUAGUGGGGCACAGCAAACAAUUAUGAGCCCCGAGACCGCUGAAGCUUGCGGUAUCAUGCGGCUGCUCGAUACACGUUUCUCCGGUAUCGCAAGAGGCGUUGGCACAGCGAAGAUUCUCGGACGAGUCCACAGUGCCCAGUUCAAAGUUGCUGACCUGCAUCUGCCAUGCUCAAUAACCAUUAUGGAGGGCCGGGAUGUCGAUCUUCUGUUGGGAUUGGACAUGCUCAAGGCGCAUCAGGCCUGCAUAGAUUUGGAGAGGAAUGUGUUGAGGGUCCGGGGUCGAGAAGUGAAGUUCCUGUCGGAGCAUGAGCUCCCGGAGAAAGCGAGGGAUCAGGCCCCAACGGCAGAGGAACUAGCCGCAGCCACUCGGGAAGCAAGCACGUCCAGUAGCAGUGCUAGACCCAGUCAUUUCCCCGGCUCCGGGAACACAAUCGGAGCGGCGCCUCAAGCUGCUCCCGGUCCAUCUACGACGACACAUCCAGAGUCCAGUAUCCGGAUCCUCAUGGAUUUAGGGGCAACGCGCGAAUUGGCGAUCAGGAACCUCGAUGCUACUGGGGGGAAUGUGGACAACGCGGCCUCGUUGCUAUUCUAAUCAAAAUAUGUAUUAUCAUGAAACCAAAUAUGUACUAGGCAGGGAGGAAGCGGUACAUCGGUCGAUGAGGAAGUGACGAGCAAGAGAGAGAAGGAGCAAAAGCGGAAGCUCUGCUCAGAGCGGAGAGAGAGG